Ustilaginoidea virens is the source of this 6030-nucleotide messenger RNA. RefSeq lists its product as uncharacterized. The record is from RefSeq and is a predicted model, not a curated record. Bases 1 to 6030 code for a protein of 2009 amino acids. Lineage: Eukaryota; Fungi; Ascomycota; Sordariomycetes; Hypocreales; Clavicipitaceae. The transcript has 2 exons. Gene Ontology annotation, cellular component: cytoskeleton.
AUGGCUGAGCCGGAGCUUCAGCAGGCCUCGCAAGAGGUUGACGCCGUCAAAAUUAACCAUGACACCACUGAGCUCUCUAAACCUCCUGCAACACCAAUCAAAGGCAAAGAGAAGUCUCCGGCCAAGGAACCUGCCAUGACUCCUAGAAUCAAGAAGAAGGAGGUCGAGAAAAUGUUCGACUCCUGGAAACAGCUUGGUUACAGUGUCGACGGAUUCGAUCUCUGGGUUGAAGGAUACCAACCUCCUGGCACAGACGACUCGCAAAGUCGCAAAGAUUGGCCCACCGACGAUGACAUGUUUCGAGAAAGGGCCAACAACAGCUACAAGGUGCUGUUGCCGGAUUUGAAUGCCUGGAAAAAUUACGUCGAUGAGCUUCAGGAAGCUAAAUUGCGGGCUUUGGGCGUCUCGUUUGCAGAGGAAGAACCUCCGGAGCCUUUAAUAUCCCCAACCACCAACCCGUCACGACAGGCUUCAGCACCGUGUCCUUCUCUUCCAUUCUCGCCACCUAUUCCAACGUCAUCGGCAUCCAGCACUCACGGUCUCUCGGGUUACCCAUUCCCCCCGCAAUUUCUCCCCGGAGUUGCCAGUCCCGGCCUCUCUUCUGGAGCGUCUCCUGUUUCUUUUGCUGCCGGAAAGUUCAAUUCUCGACAGUCCAUUUCGCUGCCCGCGGGGAACUCACCAUUUCAGCUUACCCAGGCACAAGCAUGGUCCAACCCAGCCGGCAUCUUACAUGGGCUGAAUCGCACGGACUCUCCGCUUGCCACCCUGAACGGCAUACUGCCUCCCCAACCUCCAUUCGGACUUGAUGGACUCCAACAAGCAGGUAGCCCUGCCUUUGGCUUUCACCAGCGGCACCAGUCACUGCAGUAUUUCCCGCAACAGAUUGUCUCAAUUGCAUCCCCGCGACUCCAGGACGUGUGCGAAGACGAUGAAGAGGAGCUGAGCAAGAGCCCAUCAAAAACGCCCGAACCCGCUGGGCGUAUUGGCGACAAUUUGCAGGCUGGAAUCGAGGGCGCAGAGUAUCAUUUGGAAGAGCAACUGCGCAAUCAGCUUGAACACGAGGAUUAUAAUCCUCAAUCUGCGGAAAGCACGCGGCCUUUUGCUCCCAUGCACAGCCUUGCUGCCUCGUCUCAAAACCCCACCAUUGCUGAGCGAUUCGCGAACGAACCAGGGAAGCCGUUGGAACUGCACCAUCCACGACCUCAUUCUCGUGGUCACUCUCUGUCCCAGACUUUUUUCCGCGAUCACGAUGGCAACCAGGAGAAUGUUGACGAGAACAACCUGCAGAAGCUUGGCUCGCUGAAAGAAAAGGACGAGGACGAGACGCAGGAGAUUGAGACGAACCCUAGCAAUCUGGGGACUCCUGUGCAAAACUUUGACUUUGCUACCGCUUUUGGACAGCACAAGAAAACUUCUUCCACCACCAGCAACCCCUGGCGAGAGCAACCGUCAGGUUCUAGUAGCGCGAGACACUCAAGCCAUGGUAGCAAGCCGUCACUGUCCAAGCUCAAUGUUCAGGCGCCCGAGUUCAAGUUCAACCCAACCACCUCUUCUGUCCCAGGAAUGUACAAUUUCUCGGCUGGUAUCAAUUUCCAGCCUGCCGUCUUCCCAGCAGGUAUUGGUGGUAGGCAAACCGACCUCCACCCACCUGUGGAACCUGACCAGAUGGGGGAUUCGGACUCGGGGCUUCAGAUGUCGCCCAAACCCGUACCGCAAUUUGGCGGCCUUUGUAGGAUGCAUGCCAGUGCCCCGUCAUUCUCGCCCGGCCAAGUUGAAUUCAGCUUCUCUACAUCCGGACCCAAGUUCCGCCCCGACGCUCCAUCAUUCACACCGUUCCAAUCCCUCGCCAACGGCCCCGCCGCUGCACCAGCUCAUACUGCGCGUCAAGACUCUAUUUUUGGCAACAUCAAUAUUACCGCCAGCGAUAUCGUUCGUCCCGUGAAGAAGUCCAAGGCCAUCCCCAUCGUUAGACCGUCUAGCAGAUCGUCUGCUACAUCUGGCCAUUUUGAACUGGAGUCUCAGGAUGGCCCUAACGGUCGCCUCGCUGACGAAUCCAGAGUCAAGCGCGCAAAGAGUGCAGCGCCUGACGAGGAUGCACUUCCCAUAUUUGCCGAACGACCUGAGGAAGAUGAUGGAGUCUCUAAUAAGCUCCAUCCUAAUGCAGCUCUGUCAAACAGAAUCGAAGAGGAAGAGCAUAGUGUUGGUGAAGACGUUUCUGUGGAUGGGGAGCAGACGCUUCCCGUCGACACAUCAACGUCCUCCAUCCUCACGUCUGAUCAACUUGAUACGAUGGCCACAACUGCUGCCCCAUCUGAGACAUCGCCCGCUGAGGCGGCGGCCGAAAAUUCGACACAUUUCGAUUUUGAACAGAAGGGUGAACCUCACAAUCUGUUGCAAGCCCCAUUAAUUGGCGAUGAUCUCGAGUUCUUAUCUGCUACGGCGACGCCAUUUAUUCCAGUUGGCGCGUCGCCCAUUGCCCAACAGUCCCGCCGCAUGUCGAACGAUCGUAAAAAGAGAGAAGAGCCUGCAAAAGUACAAAACGAACAAGAGGAGAUGGUUAGAUCUUCCGCUGAGCCGGUUCAGCCGCCCCGCGUCAAGCUCACCCCCAAACCCAGAGGUCUCGCGGCCUCGCGGUUUGCCAAGGCUCAGUCACCUGCCGUUUUUGAGGUUCAUCGACCUGAAGUCAUCCAAUCAGUUGAGAAAGAACUUGCGACUACCUCUCCCUUGCCAGAAUCUUCUUGGAAAGGGCGGCCUUCUAUCGACGCCAGGCAAGAUCGGGAGCCCACAUUCGAGGAAAUUGACGCAGUCAUGCAGCAAAUGGAAACUGAUCCCUCCGUGGGAGUCAACAAGACGCUCGAGUCUUCGCAAUGGAAGCCACUGCCCAGCGACGCGGUCGUCGCCGGCUCCGUUGAAGCGUGCCCACCCGCGGGUGAAGUUGCUCAGAAGCCCUCAAGGGACGUUGCGAGCCUUAAGCCUCGACAGUUUGGCGCAAUUACGGCCAACACCCCUAUACUGAGCACCGAGCCCGAAGAUCCCUUCUUGGACCCACCAAUCAGCCCCCGAUCGCCUGAGCCUUCUAAUGAGUUUGACGAAGCUGAGGUUGCCAGUGAGCUUGCGAGUGACUGGGAAGGCACCUUCACGGAGGACGAGCACGAGAAGUUGGAGAACAGGGCCAACUUUUUCGACGGUCGGGUCAACGAGGUCGUCGGAAGCUUGCUGUCGUCCCGCUUGCAACCUCUUGAGAAGACUCUGGCAUCGAUUCAGGACUCACUGAUGUCGAAGCGGCGUCCUCACCAGUCCACUCGCAGUGACAUCCGUAGCGUCUCAGGUGACGUGCAAGAUAGCGACGCUGAUGAUGAAGACGAGGAGCCAGCCCUUCAACGCUCAAUGAGUCCUCGCCGAGAUCGCAGGAUGGAGCAAAUGCGUUUAGCCAUGGCCGAAGUUCUUGCCAACCACCAGCGUAACCAAAUAGCUGGUCCGGCUGCGGACGAGAGAGAAACUGCCGUGGCUACUGACAACUCUAUGGUAGUAAAGGCGCUCGAAGAAAUGAAAGAUCACCUGUCAUCGAGCCUGAAAUUAGCCACGCAACCCCAACCUGAGGAUCUCAACCUGCGCAAACGCGAUUUUCUUUCUCCAGGGCCUGAGGAACAUGCCCAGCAAAAGAUUGCAGAGCUUCAGGCCAUGAUGAUGGAUCUUGGCCAGCGUUUGGCCAGCGAGCAAAGCAAGACCGAAAGAGAGAUCGUGGAGCGUCGUGCCGCAGAAGAUGCGGCGGCUGAGCUCAACCGCAAACUGCAAGCGGCCGAGACUCGUGUUGAGGUCGAGAUUAUCAACCGUAGCGUCUUCAAUCAGCGUGUGACCGAUCUGGAAGAGCGUCUCAGGAUUCAGGAAGAUAAGACUGAAGAAGAAAUCAAAUCUCGGCGAAAUGCCGAGGACAGGCUGUCCGAAGUGCAGCGACUACUCCGCAUCUCGUCUGAAGAAGAGAAUCGCCUCCGGGAUGUUGUCGACGAAAAGGACGCCAGGAUCAAGACGCUCGAACAACAGGGUGGCAAGAACGCCAUGCGAAUGACUCUGCUGGAGGCAGCCCAAAACAACUCGGCCCAAUCCCAGAGCGAAAUGACGAACAGGGUCAACGCUCUUGAAGCAGAUCUCAAGACUGUUCGUCAAGACAACAACCACUGGCGGCUAGAGGCAGAACGGGCUGACGAAAACGCCCGACGUGCGGCUGGAGAGCUGGCUCAAAUCACGGAGGAGAACAAGCACCUGCAGAAGUCGCUUAACACGCUCGCGGUCCAGCUUGAAGAGAAUGAAAGACUGCGCGAAUCUUGGAGAAGCAAGUUUGUGUCUCUUCAAGAAGAUAUGGGACAAGCAGCUCGGGAGGUGGCCGAGGAGAACGCUCGUCGCAUAAAGAGAGACCAGGCCAUGCUAGCCAGGCAAGAGGUACUUGAUGCCAGACUGCAGGCCGAGGCCAAGACUCGCGAGCGCCUCGAAGUUGAAAUGGAAAGACUGCAGGACAAUGAAAGAUCUGGCAUGCGUGCUGUCAAUGAAUGCAAGCGUCUCGAGGGCCUGCUCAGCGACCUGCGAACUGAGAACCACAAGCUGCAACAGACUGCUUCCCGCUACCAGCGAGAGUUUGAAGAGGCUCGCGAAUCUGGAGUCAGCGAGAUCAAGAGAACCCGCAUGGCGUUGCAGACAGAAAUAGAUGCCGCCAACAACCAGGUUAACGUUAUUCGCGAGGAGCUCGAGGAACAAAACUCCAAGCUGCGGACGGAGCUGGACAACGUGAAACUCGAUGCUGAUACUUUCAAGGCUCAGAGCGAGAUGCUCCUCGAGGCGGCCCAGUCCACCAAGGUUGCCGAGCUAGAAGCUGUCCGGUGCAGUCACCAGAACGAGAUUGAGGACAUGCAGGCCCGGUACGAGCGCCAGAUCAACAAUGCCACGGAUGAUGCUUCGCGAAUGGAGCAGCAACUUCUCGAGCGCCUCAGCCUCUCAUCCUCAAAGAUUGAGCAUCUCCAAGACCGUAUUUUGCAUCUUGAAGACAAGUUGGAAAUUGCCAAGCAGGCUGCCGCUGCGGCGGCGCAAGCAGCAAAGACGACAAGCGUUGAGCCCGGUGGUGCCGCUUCAUCUCUUCCUGCGGCGGCUGUCCCGCCCAGACGAGGAUCAAAGUCUGCUGGCGCCCCCGAGAAGAUCUCGCCUCAGGCCCUUCGAGAGUCCAUCAUGGUUCUCCAGGAACAGCUUCAGGAGCGCGAGCAACGCAUCGAGGAUCUUGAGCAGUCUCUUUCCAAGGCUGACCCUGAGGCGGCGUGCAAAAUCUCGAAACGCGAUGACGAGAUCAGCUGGCUGCGUGAACUUCUGGCUGUAAGACACGGCGACCUUCAGGACAUUAUCAAUGCUUUAUCCCGAGACCAUUACGACCGGGACCGAGCCAAGGACGCCGCGAUUCGACUGAAGGCCAACCUGCAGAUGGAAGAACAGGAGCGCGAAAGAGCCAUGAACGGGGGGUCAUCGAUUAGCCUGCCCAACAUUGCGCAGAGCUUUCAAGCUGCCACUCCUCGCGUGGCCCAGACCAUUGGCCCGAUCGCGGCUGCUUGGGGCAACUGGCGCAAGUCGAACCAACCGAGCUUCCGCAACAUCUCGGGUGUCCUGUCGUCUCCCUCGUAUGGGAACAGCGCCACUCCCUCCAAGAGUAGGACAAGCCCCGGACCGCAGAGCAGUUUGCUGAGCGGUCUUUUGACGCCACCGACCUCGGGCCUGCGGCAGACGCCGAUAUCUGACAGCAAGCCGCAGCCCACGGCUUUUGCUAGGACUGGCCGUCGGUACACGCCGCAGAGCAACUCGAUGGGUCGCGUCCGUGGCGAGUCGAGCAGCUCUGGAGCGUCAGACCUCAUGCCAGCCAUCCCCGACACACCACAACGCCAGCACCAAGAGCGCGGUGAGCAACCCAGAACGCCACCAAUGAUGGGCGAGAACGGCUAUGAUUCCGACGCUCAGCCUGGUGACUUUGAUGACCGCGACUUCUUUGAAGAGGAUUGA